AUGUUCAAGAAACCCGGGAAGACCUCUAAUAUCCUCGUUUUUAGUGAUCGAAAGCUGGAAACGACCGCCGACGAAACGUUGAAGCUGGAGGAAAGACUCCACAAUAUGACCCUGGAGCGAACCCUCAAAAUCGCCAAGGAGCUCUUGUACAUGCAUGAAACCGAUCCAAACUUCUCAGGCGACACUUUGAACCAGAUCAAAGACUUCCUCGCCAACCCACCGACGACAGAUACACCAGAAAAGAACGAAGAGCUCAGGUUGAUGAAGCUCGAAGCUCUUCUGGCUGUGGAGAAUUCGCCGUAUGCAGAAGUGCGCGCGAAUGUCGACCCGACGGAUGAUCCUGAUAUGCCUUGCUCCACCUUGCGAGCUUGGCUAAUCGGUAUCGUCUUUUCGGCCGCUGGCACUUUCAUCGACACCCUGUUUGCAUUUCGAUAUCCCAGCAUCGCCAUCUCUGCAAACGUGGCUCAGUUGGUUGCAUAUCCGGUGGGAACUUUCUUCGCCCGUUACCUUCCUCACUGGAGCUUCACGGUUUUCGGUCAGAAAUUCGAACUGAAUCCUGGCCCAUUCAGUAAGAAAGAGCACAUGCUCAUUACCAUCAUGGCCAACGUCUCCUUCACCGCACCCUACACCUUCUACAUCAUUCCUGUCCAAGCCAUGCCGCAGUGGUUCAACAUGUCUUUUGCACGUAGUCGAGGAUACCAGUUCUGCAUCUCAAUUGCCGUCAACUUCUUUGGCUUGGGUAUGGCUGGUAUCUUACGCCGAUUACUUGUAUUUCCUUCGAUUGCCAUCUGGCCCGCAAAUCUCCCUUUUGUCGCACUGAUCAAAGCGUUCCAUUCGGAAACAGAUGAGCCGGUUCCUGGACCGUUCAAACGCAUUUACACCUGGACAAGACAGAAGAUCUUCCUAUGGGCAACAUUGGGCAUGACCCUCUAUUUCAUGCUACCGGGAUAUCUUUUCGCCGCUCUCUCCAUAUUUUCGUGGAUCACGUGGAUAUCCCCUAACAAUAUCACUCUUGAUGCGGUAUGCGGCGUGGCGGGUGGUGUCGGCUUGAACCCGUGGCCUACGUUUGACUGGAAUAUGUUUACAGGCUCCGGGCUGUCCGGACUGUAUUUGCCAACAUUCGCUAUAGCCAACCAAAUUGCCGGCAUCAUCGUGGCGGCAAUCAUGAUACUUAUCAUCUGGUUUCGCAACGCUUGGCAAACGGGGUACCUUCCCAUCAAUUCGAACGGAACAUUCGACAAUACCGGAAAGAACUAUAACGUGUCCAAGGUCCUGAACCAAGGGAACAUAUUCGAUGAGACUCGUUACGAAAAAUACUCCCAGCCAUGGUUCUCGGCUGGAUUCAUCGUGUACAACAUCUGGUGCUUCGCCUCGUAUUCUGCCGUCCUAUCCUACGUCUACCUGUUUCACAGAAAGACCAUUUUCCGCAGCUUUCGCGGCAUUUACCGCCAGGUGUUCCAUAGAGGGGACGACACCGAAAUCGAAGAGGAUGUGCACUGGCGACUCAUGCAAUCCUACAAGGAAGUACCAGACUGGCAUUACAUCGUCCUCUUACUGGUCCCGAUUGCCUUCGGAAUCGCAGCUCUCAAAGGCUGGCCAACCGGCGUGGGCGUCGGCCCUCUUUUCUAUGGCCUGAUCAUGCCCGCCGUCUUCAUCAUCCCAAUCGGCAUCAUCCAAGCAGUAACGGGGAUCCCAGUGGCCAUCAACAUCCUAGCAGACAUAAUCGGCGGCGCCAUCAAUGCCGGGGACGCAAACGGCUUGAUCUACUUCAAGUGCUGGGCAUACCUAUCCUCCUGGCAAGCACUGAGUUUCUGCCAAGAUCUCAAGAUGGCACACUACAUCAAGAUCCCUCAACGCGUCACUUUCUGCGCACAAGUCGUCGCGACCUUCAUCUUCUCCCUCGUCUCAGCACUCCAAUACAACUUCAUCCUCGGCAUUCGAGACGUCUGUACCCCCAAGGCACCAUUCCGGAUGACCUGCCCUUACCAGAAAGGCUACUACACCGCCACCGUCUUCUGGGGCGUCAUCAGUCCCAAGAAACUCUUUGGAGACGGUCAGAGGUAUAACAUGAUGCUCCUCGGCUUCCCUCUAGGUUUCAUCCUCGUAUUUCUCUACUGGGCCGCGAGGAAAAUGUAUCCUCGCUCAACAUUCCUUCGACUCGUCAAUCCCGUCGUCUUUUGCACGGGACCCGUGUCUUUCGGAGCACCGUACAAUUUGGCCUUCCAUCUGCCGAAUCUUUACGUCAACUUGGUCUCUUUCGUGUAUAUCCGGAAACGCUAUCUUGCGUUCUGGUCGAAGUGGAAUUAUGUCAUCAGUGCGGCAUUCUCUUGCGGGAUUGCCAUUGCUGCUUUGAUCAUUUUCUUCGCUUUGGAAUUGCCGAAGAACGGGACUCUGGAAGUUAACUGGUGGGGCAAUUCGAUCGUUGAGAAAGGCUGUGAUGGUCAGGGCGGUUGUCCAAGAUUGACGCUUGGAAAGAAUAGCACUUUCGGGCCCUCUUCGUGGUCAAGCUGA
Messenger RNA from Pseudocercospora fijiensis CIRAD86, 2511 nucleotides. Its product is annotated as sexual differentiation process protein ISP4. The transcript has 5 exons. Lineage: Eukaryota; Fungi; Ascomycota; Dothideomycetes; Mycosphaerellales; Mycosphaerellaceae. Gene Ontology annotation, molecular function: oligopeptide transmembrane transporter activity. The record is from RefSeq and is a predicted model, not a curated record. The coding region runs from base 1 to 2511 and encodes 836 amino acids. Gene Ontology annotation, biological process: transmembrane transport.